Marmota monax (woodchuck) is the source of this 1109-nucleotide messenger RNA. Its product is annotated as SUMO-conjugating enzyme UBC9. The record is from RefSeq and is a predicted model, not a curated record. NCBI's taxonomy places the organism in Eukaryota, Metazoa, Chordata, Mammalia, Rodentia, Sciuridae. Bases 80 to 556 code for a protein of 158 amino acids. Gene Ontology annotation, molecular function: SUMO conjugating enzyme activity. Gene Ontology annotation, cellular component: nucleus. The transcript has a single exon. Gene Ontology annotation, biological process: protein sumoylation.
GGAAGUCCCGAGACAAAGGGAACGCCGCCGCCUCUGCCGCCGCAACGCGCCGGGCCGCGGCCGCCCAGGGACUUUGAACAUGUCGGGGAUCGCCCUCAGCAGACUCGCCCAGGAGAGAAAAGCUUGGAGGAAGGACCAUCCUUUUGGCUUUGUGGCUGUCCCAACUAAGAACCCAGACGGCACGAUGAACCUGAUGAACUGGGAAUGUGCUAUCCCAGGAAAGAAGGGGACUCCGUGGGAAGGAGGCUUGUUCAAGCUGCGGAUGCUCUUCAAAGAUGAUUAUCCAUCCUCGCCACCGAAAUGUAAAUUUGAGCCACCGCUGUUUCACCCAAAUGUGUACCCUUCUGGUACUGUGUGUCUGUCCAUUCUGGAGGAGGACAAGGACUGGAGGCCAGCCAUCACGAUCAAGCAGAUCUUAUUAGGAAUACAGGAACUUCUAAAUGAACCAAAUAUCCAAGACCCCGCUCAAGCAGAGGCCUACACGAUUUACUGCCAAAACAGAGUGGAAUAUGAGAAAAGGGUUCGAGCACAAGCCAAGAAGUUUGCACCCUCAUAGACAGCGACCCUGUGGCACCGCAAAAGGAAGGGAUUGGUUUGGCAAGAACUUGUUUACACCUUUUGCAAAUCUCAAGUCGCUCGUGCAGUUACCGGUCGCCUGGGAGGGUUGGGCGGGCGCCAUCUUCCAUUUCCGCCACUGGCAUACAGUUCUCAAUUCGCUGAAUUGCCCCAGUUUUUCAUACAGGGUCUCUUCCUUCAGUCUUUUGUAUUUUUGAUUGUUAUGUAAAACUUGCUUUUAUUUUAAUAUUGAUGUCAGUAUUUCAACUGCUGUAAAAUUAUAAACUUUUAUACUUGGGUAAGCCCCUAGGAGCUAGUUCCUUUGCUCGGAUGCAGGCAUGCUUCACCGUUCAGAGCUGUCCCGGCCUCCAGCGGGCUGUGUGGAAGUCCCUGUCCUUCCCUCCCACACCCUUCUCUCAGAACCUGGCUGUUGCUAAUGCGCCUCCGAUCCAAAGUCAGCAGCGUCUCGACCCGCACCUCUUCCUUUGUGUUUAUAUGGCGUUUGUCUGUGUUGCUGUUUAGAGUAAAUAAACUGUUUAUAUAAAGAAAAAAAU